Exaiptasia diaphana is the source of this 1404-nucleotide messenger RNA. RefSeq names its product A disintegrin and metalloproteinase with thrombospondin motifs 5-like. The record is from RefSeq and is a predicted model, not a curated record. Lineage: Eukaryota; Metazoa; Cnidaria; Anthozoa; Actiniaria; Aiptasiidae. Bases 14 to 856 code for a protein of 280 amino acids. The transcript has 6 exons.
AAUACCGUCUGACAUGGACUCAAAUGACUUGUUUCUUCGUUUGUUAAGUAUCAGCUUCGUAAUUUUCCACGUAAGAGCUAAGCAUGGUUGCAAAGAGUUUGACUACCUCCCCUGCAUCAAAAAUAAAASCCUGACAGGUCACGUGAUCAAGUCCUUCAGAGUCUUAGUUCCAGGAUUAAAGAUGUGCCAAAGGAAAUGUUUCACUGAAGGCCAGUGCGUGUCGUACAACUUGGGCCCAGUAGACGGUCAGAUCAGGACGUGUGAGUUGAGUGCUGCUGAUCACUGGAUGCGACCCGCCAAGUUCUUGGUCUCCAAAGAAGGCUUUGAGUACUGUCCGAUAAAGAAUCCUUGUUCGUCAAAUCCUUGUCCUGCAGAUAGACUCUGUACACCUGAUUUCAGUUGGGAUACGUUCAGMUGUGAUGACGGCGGCUGGACACAGUGGGGCUCCUGGAGUAAAUGUUGUAUAAACAAACAACAGAAAAGAACUAGAAGUUGUUCAAACCCCGCUCCUCAAAAUCACGGCUCGCAGUGUGUUGGAGAAGCACAAGACACAAAGGAGUGCACGUUCAAAAUUGACUUCAAGUACAUUGGCUGCUUUGAGGACAAUUAUAAUCCGCGUGCMUUACCUGUAAGAUUGCACCCGGCAGUCAGACCAUACAAAAUUUGUAGUUGUGGACUUCUGGUUAAURCCAAAGGCUAUAAGAUGUUCGCWCUCCAAUWUAACGGCWAUGAAUGUUGGAGUGGSCCAUAUGCACGUAAAACCUACAAUAGGUAUGGAAAUGCAAGCAAUUGCCUCCCAAAUGGGCUUGGAGGAUUGAUGUCCAAUGAUGUGUAUGAGAUUAUAGAAGCUCCAUGAAAAUUGAGCCCAACGAAAGAACGAAGAAGCGCAUGUUCACCGUGUCACAUACUUGUUGAACACCUSAAAAAUUGUUGACAAAUUUCUACAAAGAAAUACUGAUUCUAUUGUAUCUCAGCACGUUCUCAAUUGUAUUGUAUCGUUACUCUAUUGCUAUUUAUAUAGAACUUAUGAUCUUAAUUUUUGUCAGUGCAGUUCAAGUACAUAUAAGUAUAUCAGAAAUUAUGGCAUAUCAUCGCCAAUAUUUUUUUCAGAAAGUACUAUUGCUAGGCAACUUCAAAAAAAAUAAAAUAAAAAUAUUGGCGAUGAUGAUUUCCAGUUAUUUUUCCUGCAAGAGGUCCAUAACUAAUUACACUCAAAACAAGAUUGUUAGUGCUUAUUAAAUUAUUGUUUCCUACUCGGAUUUUUAUUCUUGUUGCAUGUCUUCUAAGCGAUCGUUCGCUUUCACAGCAUAUUUUGUAGAAUGAGCAUGUUACUGAAAUAAAAUUUUAAGUUAAAAAAAAAUAUUGCAUGUAAAGUGUUACAAAUCAUAGCAGUGGAAGAAUUUC